This is a messenger RNA of Chinchilla lanigera (long-tailed chinchilla), 2782 nucleotides long. RefSeq names its product tumor necrosis factor, alpha-induced protein 8-like 3 (gene Tnfaip8l3). The record is from RefSeq and is a predicted model, not a curated record. Gene Ontology annotation, biological process: regulation of apoptotic process. The coding region runs from base 1197 to 1898 and encodes 233 amino acids. NCBI's taxonomy places the organism in Eukaryota, Metazoa, Chordata, Mammalia, Rodentia, Chinchillidae. Gene Ontology annotation, cellular component: cytoplasm. The transcript is spliced from 2 exons.
GUUAUGUUCCUGUGCGUUAUACGGAGAGCUGUUUAGUGACUUACGAGGAAGGAAGCUAUCGCGGCUGCAGCCACCACCGCUACAAGGGACCUCAAAGUGGAAAACAGGCGAGCGUUUCAUGGAAAGGGUGAUAAGAAAUCUGGCCAAACGGAGAGGCGAUGUCAUGGUACGGCAGUGAAGGUUCAGUGUCCACAGCACCAGCUGGCCUCAGAUGAACGCAGGGGGUUGAUGGCAUUUGAUUGAGUGACUCUGAUAUGAAACAGGAACGGCAGGAAUAAAGAGUCAGGACAGUUUCUAAGCAGAAUAAGCAGAGGGCACUUCGCUUUGGUCUCUCGUGACUUCUGGGUAUUAGUAACUAAGGCUGUUGGACUUGGUACUGAAGUGGACUGACGGACCAGCGGAAUGGAAGAGAAACUCAGGAACAGACCCAUGAAAUACAGAACCUUCAUAUGGAAAAGGAGGGGCGAGGCUGACAGCAGUAGCAGAAAGGAUAAACUAACUGUUCAAUAAAAAGAAUCAACCCAGGAGAAACAUUUUUGACCUAAUACAACACAUACAAAUACCUUCCAGAUGGAGGAAAGGCCUAAAUGUGAAAAAUAAGACAUUAAAACUUCUGGAAAAUAUGUGACACUCUUUUAUCAGCUCAUGGCAGGAGAGGGAUUUUUAAAACAAGAGAAAGAAGCCAUCAGCCAUAAAGGAAGAGAUUGAUAAGUGUGACUAAGUUAACGUUUAAAUCUUCUGCAUGACUGAAGACACCAUAAUAAAUUGAAAAGGUGAUGCCGCUCAGGAGGCUGAGGCAAGAGGACUGCUGUGAGUCUGAGUCCAGCCUGGACUACAUAGUGAGACCCUGUCUCAAAAAACAAAAGGAAGAAAAAAGCAAUGCUACUUAUUGGGAGGAGGAGAGAGUCACCAUUGAUGGGCUCAGGAGAGGGUGAGAAACCAUAAUACAUAAAAACUCCUAUCAACUAGCGAGGAAAAGGUACACAAGCUAAUUGGGAAAAUGUGAGCACAUUAUAUGAACAUGCAAUUCGUGGAGGAGAAAAACCUGAACACCCAGCAGACCCAGGAACAUAUUGAGUCGCACCAGCAGUCAGGGAAUCGCUCAUUAAAACCAGACACCACUUUGUGGCUCUCAGAUUGGCAAAAAUUAAAAGUGAGGCUGUUGGAAGCGUUGAUUGCCGCUGCUGCGAGUGAAAAUGAGCGCGGUCUCCCUGGAGAGCCUUAGGCAGCCCCGCCGCAGGGCUUGGCCGCGCACCGGAGGCGUAGCGUCUGCGAGGCUGCUGUGUGUGCGGGAAGUGGAAGGAAGCUCAGUGCCCCUGGGCAGGAAAUAUGGAGGUCCUGAUGUGUUUAGUUCAAAGAGCCUUGCCCUGCAAGCUCAGAAAAAGAUCCUGAGCAAAAUAGCCAGCAAAACCGUGGCCAACAUGUUGAUCGAUGACACCAGCAGCGAGAUCUUCGAUGAGCUCUACAAAGUCACCAAAGAGUACACCCGCAACAAGAAGGAGGCCCACAAGAUCAUGAAAGACUUAAUCAAGGUGGCCAUCAAAAUCGGGAUCCUCUACCGGAACAACCAGUUCAACCAGGAAGAGGUUGCCAUGGUGGAGAAGUUCCGGAAGAAGCUGAACCAGACCGCCAUGACCAUGGUGAGCUUCUACGAGGUGGAGUACACCUUCGACAGGAACGUGCUCUCCACGCUGCUGCACGAGUGCCAGGACCUGGUGCACGGACUGGUGCAGCGGCACCUCACACCUCGGACCCACGGGCGCAUCAACCACGUCUUCAACCACUUUGCCGACCUGGAGUUCCUCUCCGCCCUCUAUCGCCUGGAUGGAGACUGUAGGCCCAGCCUCAAGAGGAUUUGUGAAGGCAUCAACAAACUGCUAGAUGAGAAGGUCCUCUGAGUGGCGCCCUCCCCCUGAACUCUGCUUCCCGCCAUCCAGCCUGGUCCAAGUGAGAAUCAAGACCAUAAGCAGAAGCCCUUGUCGUCAACGUCCGUGUUCUGUCCUACUUGUCCCUCUGAUGCAGACACUGAACUGAGCUCAGGUGCAUCCACCCUGGCUCCCAGCAAGGUCAGGGCUUCCAAUCACCCACGCUCGAAAGCCUGUUCAAAGCAGAGAGGCCGCUUUCCUCCUCGCAAUGGGCUCAGGGCAUCUCAGAAUGGAAGGAGCCCUGGACCAGGAGCCAGAAGAGAGCAAUCCAGUUACCAGCUGCACCGGUCCCGUCUCUGUCCUCUGUCCUGGCCCCGUCACACCCGCCGGCCUCCCUCCCAGGGCUGUUGAGAGGAUGGAUGGUGAUAUGUGCCUCCCCCCUUUGAAAGCCCACCUGGGAGCUAUUGAUGUCCCCUCUGCGUGGAGAGGGAUCAACCUAUGAACAGCAGGGAAGAAAAGAAUCACAGACUCCAACGGGGAGGGCUUGCAGUCUCUCUCUAAAUGUGCUGCGUCAAAGUAAGAUGAAAUCAAAGGUGUAAAGUAUACUGGCAAAUUGAAACAUGUUCAAGAGUUGUGUUUGGGUCUCAGAGUGCAGGUAUGUGCUGGCAUGGAGGGAAUCUGUCCCUGGGGGUGGGGACAGGGUUUCCCGGCCAGCCAUCAGCCCCAGCUCGGAGCACCAUGCGCCCUACCAGGCCAGCCACCCUCGGGCCGUUGGCCACCCACGUGACCCGGGAGGCUUCACCCCAGCACGUACGGGACAGUCAGGCAGAUGAGUCCCCAUUCGUUUUUCUUGGUCUUUCACCGUCGUUUUGUGCUGUCUUCUCUGGUCCAAUAAUAAAACAAAACUACCCUUCCAA